Molecule: messenger RNA, 312 nt
Organism: Torulaspora globosa
Lineage: Eukaryota; Fungi; Ascomycota; Saccharomycetes; Saccharomycetales; Saccharomycetaceae
Exons: 1
Coding region: 1-312 (103 amino acids)
Source: RefSeq, a predicted model, not a curated record
AUGACCGAGGUUACCAGCAAUAAAGCACCCACUUACCCGUGUCUCACUUACCUCGAAUACAGUAGAUUACCACCGAAACUACAAGACGACUAUUUGAAUUGCUGUCAAGCUCAAUUUGAACGCGAAAGAGCAAGAAUUUUGUUCGAACGUCAAGGCGGUUUAAAAGGCUCGGCUAAAAGAAAAGCACAACAGGAAGUUGAUUGGUUUAAAAGAACAACAACCUGGUCAUACCUUCAUGCAUAUAUACCGCUGAAGAGAAAUGACAGACUUCUUACUUCGCAAGAAAUGUUUAACCGGGUUGGAUCAUAUUAA